Messenger RNA from Plasmopara halstedii, 480 nucleotides. Its product is annotated as ribosomal rna assembly protein mis3. NCBI's taxonomy places the organism in Eukaryota, Oomycota, Peronosporomycetes, Peronosporales, Peronosporaceae. The record is from RefSeq and is a predicted model, not a curated record. The coding region runs from base 1 to 480 and encodes 159 amino acids. The transcript is spliced from 4 exons.
AUGAUCUCUUUGUCUUUCUUAUCAGCAACUUUUUCGGGGCGGCCAAAUUUAUUGACUGCCGUGACAAGCGAAUUUAUUGGAGAUCGUAUCAAUAAAAUUCUAAUCGAUUUACAGCAAAAUGUGCAGACAAAGAAGCCCAAGAAGGUGCGUGAAAAGAAGGAGUAUACACCAUUAUCACCGGCUACAACGGCUAACAAGGCCAAGAAACACGAGGAGAAAGCUCAGAUGCUUCAGAAGCGUAAGGCUGACAAGAUGGCUGAAUACGUCGCGCCGAGUGAGAAAGAGACAAACAAGAAACGCAGAAAACAAAAGACUGAAGCCCGAGAAAUUAACAAGCUUGUUACUUCUGUUGAGGCUCUCAAACAGAAGUUUUUGAGCCAGAAGAGCACAAAAGGAACAAUGGACUCGAAAGCUGUUUCAUCCGCCAGCGACUACUUGGCUGGUUCGGCCAAGAAGAAUUUAAAGAAGGCUAAUGUGUAA